AUGAAGUCUCCCAAGGUCAAGACUAGUGCCAACAACACUGGUGGGCCGCGCAAAGUUCAAUUCAAGGAGAGCAACAACAAUUCCGGUGGCUCCUUCCCCGUCACUCAGGGACCGGAGACCUCAACCGCUCCUGCCCCUGGCAACCACGAAGACGUCGAGGAGUCCAGCAACGUUUUCAUCCACACCUCUACCAAUCCUUCUGCCUCGGUUCAUCAGUACCACCCAGGCUACAACCUCCCUCCUCCAACACCUUUCGGCCAGGUCCCUCAACCUGCUUACGGCCCUUUCAUCCCCUCUACCGCGACUCAUCCCGCCUUCACCGCCGAAGCAACAUCUUUCGCGCCCUUUGGCAAAUUCAAUCCGUUCGGACUACAAGCUCCUGCCUACGUAAACAUGGCCGACUACCAGAACGUCGCUCCGCCUCCCGGUGGCCUUCACUUCCAGCCGCCCGUCCCCGACACCACUUACGGCCCCAUGCAGCACGUCUACGUGCCUCGCUUCGACAACGGCGCCCCUCCUCCCUCUUCUGGCUAUGCCUACCAUCAGCCGCCCCCCAACAACGUCACCUACAUCGGCCAGGCCGCUCCCCCCAACCCGCCCAUCAUGAUAGCUCAGCAGCCGGCCAUGCAGCCUGGAAUGGCGUAUCAGACUCCGCCCAUCAUGCUUCAGGGCCAUGCUCCUGUCGCCAUGAACGGUCCUCCUGUUUUUCAGGGACAUGCUCCCAUGGGCAUGGGCAUGAACAUGGGUCCCAACAUGGGCGGUGGCGGCGUUCCCGCGUUUGCAGGUAAUGCCGGUCUUCCUCCUGAUGUCACUGGCUUCGGCAAGACGGCCGGUGAGGUCGCUAUGGAGCAGGCGCAGUUCGCGUAUGCGAACGGCCUCUUCGAGCCUCAGGACUUCAAGCCUGCUGAUGACGACCCGUCUCGCUAUUACCCUGUUCGAGAGGUUGACGGUAAUUGGACUCAGCGCAAUCGUUUCACUAUUGACAACCUCGGCGACUGUCGCUGGUACGUCACCAACGAAGGCUACUUCUACGCCGUCCGCCUUCCCAACUAG
Colletotrichum karsti is the source of this 1053-nucleotide messenger RNA. RefSeq lists its product as uncharacterized. The transcript has 2 exons. NCBI's taxonomy places the organism in Eukaryota, Fungi, Ascomycota, Sordariomycetes, Glomerellales, Glomerellaceae. Bases 1 to 1053 code for a protein of 350 amino acids. The record is from RefSeq and is a predicted model, not a curated record.